AAAAAAGAGUGGAAGGAUCCCUACAUUACAUCCUCUACUUUUGUUUCUCACAAUGUCGUCUACUAUUGACGCACCUCGACAAUACAGUCAGCCUUCUCGUAAAGGCAAGAAGGCCUGGAGAAAGAAUGUGGACGUUACGGAGGUUCAGGAAGGUCUCCGGGCGUUGAAAGAGGAAGAAAUCAAAGGUGGUGUCCUGGCCGAGAAGCCGUCCGAUGAACUGUUCACAAUCGACACUGUUGGCUCAGAAGAUGUCCGCAAGGCGAUCGAGAAGAAACACAAGCCGCUGAAGUCCGAAGAGAUUAUCGCUCAACGAUCUGCGAUCCCGGCAGUAGACACUCGGAAGCGCUUGAGCUCGAAGGUCACAGAUGGGGUGGUCGAGCCGAAAACCAAAAAGCAGAAGAAGGACUGGGUUAGCCGGAAGGAUUGGUUGCGCCUCAAGCAGGUGGCCAAGGACAACAACCCGACCAACAAGGUCGAACCAGGCGCGAAUUAUGAUCCUUGGGCCGACAACGAAGAUCCGACUCCGCUGGAUGACCCCCAGUUUGAUUUCCUGGAAAAACCCAAGCCCAAGGUCGCCCCCGUGACGCUGAAGCAUGCCCCGAUUUCGCUUGCUGCGAAUGGAAAGCCCAUUCCCGCUGUCCGCGCCCCCAAUGCCGGUACGAGUUACAACCCGACGUUCGAAGAGUGGGAUCAUUUGCUGCAGACGCAGGGACAGAAGCAGGUGGAGGCCGAGCAGAAGCGCUUGGAAGAGGAGCAGAAGGAGCUGGAGAAACAGCGCAAGAUUGAAGAGGCCAAAGAUGACGACGGAGAAGUGAAGUCGGAUGACGAGAGUGCUUGGGAAGGUUUCGAAAGCGAAUAUGAAAAGCCGGACUGGCUGAAGAAGAAGCGACCUGAGCGGAAGACGAAGACCGAGAGGAACAAGGCCAAGCGACGCAAGGAAGCCGAGAGAAAGGCGAAGUGGGAGGCCAGACAGAAGCAGAAGGACGAGCAAGUUGCACAGGCCAAGGCCAUCGCUCAAAAGCUACAGGAGCAGGGACUUGAGCCUAAACAGGAUUCCGAUGCCGAUUCUGACGAGGAGGGCGAUGAGACAGCUUUGCGACGAAGACCUUUAGGAGGAAAGAACAUGGCACCCGAGAAGAAUCUGGAGGUUGUCCUGCCAGACGAAUUGCAGGACUCUCUGCGUCUUCUAAAACCCGAGGGCAAUCUCCUCGACGAUCGAUUCCGCACGUUGAUCGUCCAAGGCAAGCUGGAAUCUCGCAAGCCAAUUUCGCAGCCCAAGAAGGCGAAGAGAAAGGUGACCGAGAAGUGGGCUUACAAGGACUUCAAGGUCCCGGGGGUCAAUUGGAAGAAACUCCAGGAGACGCUGAAAAAGGACCCCGUCUCCACCUCCACCAAGCGCAAGACGUCGGACCGCGACGUCCAACAUGGUGUGGUGAAGAAACGGAAAUCGGAGGUCGUCGACGGAAAAAAGAAACCAGAAUCUACUCGCAUCUCGAAAAAGAGAAAAAGGAUGGGCGAUGCACCUGGCGAUGGAGGCGAGAAUGGAGUCCAAGACAAAUCGGCGUCGCGGAGGAAUUCUAUGGCUGCAGAAUCGAAGAUCGCAAAGGUCAACGAAGGUCGAUCACCAACCGCUGAACUAGGGAAAUUCGUCGCAAUGGACUGCGAAAUGGUGGGAGUCGGACCCAACCCCGACAACGACUCCGCUCUUGCCCGUGUCAGUAUUGUCAAUUUCAACGGCGAUCAGGUCUACGACUCCUACGUACGGCCGAAAGAAAUGGUCACGGACUGGCGAACGCAUGUCAGCGGCAUAACCCCCAAGAACAUGGUCGAGGCGCGCUCCCUUGAGCAGGUUCAGAAGGACGUCGCCAACAUUCUGGACGGACGAAUACUUGUGGGACAUGCUUUGAGCAACGACUUCUACGCCUUACUUCUCAGCCACCCCAAGCGGGACGUCAGAGAUACCAGCAAGCAUCCCCCGUACCGCAAAUUGGCCGGAGGCGGUUCUCCCCGUUUGAAGAUGCUGGCCUCAGAGUAUCUAGGUUUGGACAUUCAGAAGGGCGCCCAUUCUAGUGUGGAGGACGCGAGAGCGACGAUGAUGCUGUAUCGACGGGAUAAGGAUGCAUUCGAACGCGAGCAUCUGAAGAAGUGGCCGGUGCGCGCUGUCGCUGAGAAGACCGAGAAGGAAGACGGCGAAGAGCAGAAGAAGAAGAAGAAGAAGAAGAAGAAGACCCGCAAGAGGUGAAGGAUUUGCAGCCAUCAAUCAUGUCAUAAUAUACCCCAGAUUCUUCAAAGGUGACGAGUACUUUCCGGCGCUUUUUGAACAGCAUAUAGACCGUUUGAAAUAAAG
Aspergillus steynii IBT 23096 is the source of this 2347-nucleotide messenger RNA. Its product is annotated as Nop53-domain-containing protein. Bases 53 to 2242 code for a protein of 729 amino acids. Gene Ontology annotation, biological process: rRNA processing; ribosomal large subunit assembly. The record is from RefSeq and is a predicted model, not a curated record. Gene Ontology annotation, molecular function: 3'-5' exonuclease activity; 5S rRNA binding. Gene Ontology annotation, cellular component: nucleolus. The transcript has 5 exons. Lineage: Eukaryota; Fungi; Ascomycota; Eurotiomycetes; Eurotiales; Aspergillaceae.